Messenger RNA from Danaus chrysippus (African queen), 1074 nucleotides. The record is from the annotation of a GenBank genome assembly. NCBI's taxonomy places the organism in Eukaryota, Metazoa, Arthropoda, Insecta, Lepidoptera, Nymphalidae.
AUGGCGUCUCGACGUACUGCUAGCAAAGCUAAGCCGAUGAAAACUAUUAAAAAAGAAUCUGGCAGCGGAUUCUGCAGGACCUGCUUGAGCACAAAGAACCUAGAACUGAUUUUUAGCAAAGUGGAAUCUAAAGAUAAGAAGUCUGAAGAAUUACGUCUCGUAACCGGUUUAGAAAUUAAAUACAAUGACGGAUUAUCACAAAAAAUUUGCUCCGUCUGCAUCAAAACGAUCAAAACGGCGCUUAGAUUCAGAAGAAUCAGCAAGAAGACUGAGAAAACUCUUCUCAGUAUGACGGUGAGGACAAAACAUUCAAAUCCAAGCACGAGUCUCCCAAAAGCCAGUGCCAUAAAGACCGAACCAGAAUCGGAUGAAGUGGAACUCAAGAAUGAUCUAGAAGAUACAACAUAUGAUGCUGACUACCAGAACUAUGAUUAUUAUAACUAUACUUAUAAAGAGGAACCCGAAACUACUAAGAGAGAGAUGCAGAAACCAACUCGAGGCAGGCAGAAGUGUAUCGGGCCCAACGGUACCUACAAGUGUCAUGUGUGCGGUAAAGAGUUCAGGAUGAAGGCCACAUAUACAGCACAUCUGAGGUUCCACACACACUACUGUGUUUGUGAGGCGUGCGGGAAGCGUUGCAGGAACAACAAUCAAUUACAGGAACACAAGCGAGCUCGACACGGCCUGGGGAAGAUACAUAAGUGCGCCUACUGUGAGUACAGCUCGGCGACCAAGGAAGCACUUAUUAUCCACGAACGUCGUCACACAGGAGAGCGUCCUUACAUCUGUGAUCACUGCGGCGCCUCAUUCUUCAGACGGUCCACAUUAGUGCAGCACAUAGCUAUACACCUGCCAGAUAAGAACUUCCAGUGCGACAUGUGCCCUAAAAGACUGAAAUCCAAGAAGUUCCUUCAGAUACACAAACACAACGCGCACACGGGCAAGAGAUACGGCUACCUGUGUUCCGUGUGCGACCACCGUUUUGAAAAACCGAAUAAAGUGCGCGCGCACACGAGACGAGUUCACGGGCUCCCUGACGAACAACAGGGGCCCAUAGUACGGAUUAUAUUAUAG